UUCAGUCCCAUAUCGACGCAGCCCAUACAGCAAAGUCAGGCUUAAGGAGGCUAGCUCCUGUAAGUCACAUGCUUUUAGAGUUGAAUUUUGUGGCACCAUAGCGUAUCACGUAAGAUAGUGUGUGCUGUUAUUUUAAGCCCAACCGUAAAAUUCUCCGAAUGAAAUAUUAAAGUGGAACAGCAGCAGUUGGUCACGCUAGCUACUGUAGCACGCGCAGUGUAACCACGGAAACAAACAUAAAGAACACAAACUGCAAAUGGUUCGGCUGGCGUUACAUCCAUAGACUGAAAACGGUUAAAUCCCAUACCUCUCACACUGAUUGUUUGUAACAAUGGCUGCUGAUCACGCAAUGACAAAAACACGAUCCAAUUCAUCCGAGUCUCCGGCUGAAAUAGGAAGCACCAACGGGGACAUGAAUGCAUCUCCUCCCCGUGACUCAUAUGUGUUGAGUCCCUCACAAACAGGAUAUGCUAAGAAGGAAUUUAUUAUGAUGCCACCUGAAGAAAAGCUUAAACACUUUGACAGCAGAGCUCAGGCCCAUGAAGACAACCAAGAGUUUGAUGCUUGUAUCCAGGACCUGGUGCGUUGUGUGGCUCUGACUCGGCUGGUAUAUGGGGAGGGACAUCUGAAACUAGCCCAGGCCCAUGUCAGACUGGCUAAAGCGUAUUUCCACUUCAAAGGCUGGGGACUGCAGGCUCAGGAGCACUCGGCCCUAGCCAGAGAGCUGCUGCCUUUCUGCUCCUCCUGCAGGGGUGAAAAGCUUGAGUUUCUCACGUGUCUCCUGAGUGUACACCUAACACAGGGAGGUGCCUCACUGCUUACAGCCAAUCUUGAGGAGGCAGAAUCCUCUUUUCUGGAGGCAGAACAAGCUCUUGAGGUGCUUCAUCAACACAGUGGCAUCAAUCAGGAAGAGAAGAUAAAGACUGAGCUGGAAAUCUCCACUGCUCUAUCCAGGGUCUAUAAGAGACAGAAGAGACACGAGGAUGCCUUAAGCCAGUGUGAGAAGUCUCUGCAACUGCUCAAGGACUGUGGUCAGCCAGAGAAGAUGUGCUCUGUCUACAGGGACAUGGCCGCCAUUGAACAGGAUAAAGGUCAUUUGGACCGAGCCAUAGAGCAUCUCUCCAAGGCUCAUGCCAUUGCUAUGAGUCAAAGCCCAGAGGAGCUAGAGGGGGCUAAGAUCUCCCACAGCCUGGCCCUCAUCCUUUCUGCUGCAGCAGAGCCCCAUCACAAUGACUCUGCAGGUCAAUACUAUGAGCAGAGUCUAAGUGCAUACAAAAACUCUGCGGGUCCACAGGAUCCAGCCUUUCUCGCUGCCCAGGAUGAUUUCUGUCGUUUCCUCCUCCUCAAUGGCCAGCAAGAGAGAUGUGUGGAGAUCCAGAGAGCUUCUCUCGCUACAAAGAGAUCUACAUUCGGUGACCCGAGUGGUGAGUUAGCAGACACACUUCAGCUGAUAGGAAGUGUGGAGAUGACUGAGGGCAAGAUGAAGCAGGCCCACAGGACCAUGACAAAGUGCCUGGAGAUCCAGAGUUUGUUGUACGGUCCUCAGCACAAGAAGACAAAAGCUACACAAAAAACUGUGGACAUGCUGGCCCGUGCACCAGAGGUGGCUGAAAGACAACAGAGGCAAGGUAGAAGGAAAACAAAACCUCACACAUUUUCAGUUGUACCAUCCAGUGGCAAUGAUGGAAACUCUAUGUCGGACUCUUGAAAUGUUCUUUUUUUGUCACUACAAUAACCUUGCAGGUUUGCACCUACUAAGAACUACUGACAUACUGUUUUGAAAUGUGUCUGUCUGUCAGAUAAUACAGGUGGCUGCCACUUCUGAAAAUUAGCUUCAGUUACACUAGUCCUGUCCACUGGCAAUACAUGAUUUUGUAUCAUUUUGUGCAUUAGGUGAAAUAAGUUAGCUUUGAAGAAAAACUCACACUCAGAAAACAUACCCACAAUAGGUUUUAAUUGGGUUAAGAUAUGAAUCAAUUCCCAAACAGGAGCUGGAACCUUUUUAACCAAAGCAAUAAUGCCAUUUGUUCAGUAGAAAUCAUUAUGUCAAUAAAAGCAAUGAUGUUGGGUUGUCCAUGGUGACAAACACUUAUUGAACAUUUGACUCAAUAAACAAUCUUUAUACAUCAA
Siniperca chuatsi (mandarin fish) is the source of this 2130-nucleotide messenger RNA. It is a transcript of the gene ttc23, whose product is annotated as tetratricopeptide repeat domain 23. The record is from RefSeq and is a predicted model, not a curated record. Bases 332 to 1708 code for a protein of 458 amino acids. The transcript is spliced from 11 exons. Gene Ontology annotation, molecular function: protein binding. NCBI's taxonomy places the organism in Eukaryota, Metazoa, Chordata, Actinopteri, Centrarchiformes, Sinipercidae.